GUCGCCAGUGACCUCUGACAGUCGCACGAGCAGGUCUAGACAGCAUGAAGACGACACUAUCGACAGGCUUGACGGCCUUGUUGGGCUUAUCGCUCACGACAUCCGCCGAUGCCAAAUUGCAUAGGAUGAAGGUACACAAGCUCCCCUCUGUCCAACACGAUCUACACGAACACGCCUCUGGCCUAUCGUACAUCGCCGCUCAGACUGCCGGACUGAAGCAGAAGUACCUCUCUAACCGGCUAGGCGGUGCUCGAUCCGGUCUACGCACCAACCGUCCUUAUGGCUAUCCCAUCGGCGCUGGCUCGUCCGACUUUGACGGCCACGUCGUGCCAGAGGAUGAGGGCGACUUCACGAUCCAGAUGAUCAAGGCAGACGGCGACAAGGUCGAGCACGGCGUUCCACUAUCCAACUUCCUGAACGCUCAGUACUUUGCUGACAUCACCCUCGGCACGCCACCUCAAGAGUUCAAGGUCGUCCUCGACACCGGAUCGAGCAACUUGUGGGUUCCCUCGACCCGAUGCAGCUCCAUCGCUUGCUUCCUGCACAAGAAGUAUGACGCAUCCGCCUCAUCGACCUACAAGGAGAACGGCACGGAAUUCAAGAUCCAGUACGGCUCUGGAUCGCUCGAAGGUGUCAUCUCGAACGAUGUCAUGACCAUCGGCGACAUUACCAUCAAGAAGCAAGACUUUGCCGAGAGCACAAAGGAACCCGGACUUGCUUUCGCGUUCGGCAAGUUUGACGGUAUCCUCGGCCUUGCUUACGACCGUAUCGCUGUCCAGCACGUCACGCCACCCUUCUACAACAUGAUCGCCGACGGACUCGUCGACAAGGCAGAGUUCUCCUUCUGGCUCGGCGAUACUGCCGAUGGCGAGGGCGCACCGGGCGGCGAGUUCGUCAUGGGCGGCACUGACCCGGCUCACUACAAGGGCAAGAUCCAAUGGGCGCCCGUCCGCAGAAAGGGCUAUUGGGAGGUCGAGCUCUCGAAGAUCAAGUUUGGCAAGGACGAGCUUGAACUGGAAAGCACUGGCGCUGCCAUCGAUACCGGCACUUCUCUCAUCGCCCUGCCCUCUGACCUCGCCGAGCUGCUGAACAAGGAGAUUGGCGCAAAGAAGAGCUGGAACGGCCAAUACACUGUCGACUGUGCCGCGAUCCCCUCGCUGCCUGAUCUCACCAUGUAUUUUGCUGGCGAGCCCUACACCAUCACCGGCGCAGACUACAUCCUCCAGGCACAGGGCACUUGCAUCUCUGCCUUUACUGGUCUUGAUUUCCCUGAGUCGAUCGGACCCAUCUGGAUCGUCGGCGACGUCUUCCUCCGUCGCUUCUUCACCGUCUACAGCCUGGAGAAGGACGCCGUCGGUUUUGCAGUGUCCACAUAAAAGCCAAUGCGCUCGCUAGCCCGUUUCGCUCUUUCGACUCUCAAGACCUAUUGCGCACUCAAUACCUC
Messenger RNA from Mixia osmundae IAM 14324, 1444 nucleotides. RefSeq lists its product as uncharacterized. Bases 126 to 1376 code for a protein of 416 amino acids. The transcript is spliced from 3 exons. Gene Ontology annotation, biological process: proteolysis. Lineage: Eukaryota; Fungi; Basidiomycota; Mixiomycetes; Mixiales; Mixiaceae. The record is from RefSeq and is a predicted model, not a curated record. Gene Ontology annotation, molecular function: aspartic-type endopeptidase activity.